AUGACAGCCGGCGUGGCGACCAGGAGGAAGAAUAGGUCCAGGAAAAGCUGGGCCAGGAUUGAGCAGGAACAGGCGUCUGAUUUCACGGAUAUCGGUGAUUGGCCGACCCUUGGCGCAGCGGUUGCAGGUGCCCGCUGUCACUCAACACCACCGCCGCAUGAAGAUUCGGCACAUCAUAAUGGAAACGCGGACCAAGAAAGAAAGCCACUUGAAGAACAGCCUAUGAAAGUGGAAAAGGUGGAUCCUAGCAAUAACCAUGCCCACUACGACAGACACGCCUUCGACAAGAGCAAAACAGCUGCCGGUAAAGGUGGUAACAAAUCCGGGAAGCACAAGUGGGUGCCUCUGGAUAUUGACGUGAAGGCCGGCAGGUCUAAACAUGGACAACAACACGCGCCCAGGCAGGAUCACGAUACAGUCAGCCUCAACGGUGAAGAUUCUCGUGGCAGAGGCGCUCCCCGCGGCCGGGGCUCCGUCCGUGGCCGCGGCACCAGGCGGGGGACUCCGCGGGCCGCCUCCAUACACUCACACGUGUAUCACCAGGAUAUAGCUAAUCAUGAGCUGCCACAGCUCCGCGUCGCUCAGCCGGGCCUGCCGCAGGUGGUGCUCCGCUACGGUCUCGGAGGCCUGCCCCUCGCUCCGCCCAUCGCUCAAGCCUUUUACUACGGCAGCGCCCCCUAUGUUGGAUUAGACCAGGCUACGCUAAAGGAUCUCAUCAAGAAACAGAUCGAGUACUACUUCAGUCCGGACAACCUGGCGCGGGAUUUCUUCCUACGUCGUAAGAUGUCUCCGGAUGGGACUAUACCUGUGACACUCAUCGCGUCUUUCCACCGCGUGAGGGCGCUGACGGCAGACGUGCAGCUCGUGCUUGACGCUAUACGGGACUCGGACAGGCUGCAGCUUAUUGGAGGGUUCAAGGUCAGAACGGCGUUCGAGCCAACGAAAUGGCCUAUUCUAGAUCUACCCUCAAACUCGGAUGACGGAGAGAGGCAGGAGAAAAACGAGAGAGACGAACAUACAGACGAGGAGAGAAUACACGACCAUAACGAAGACGGAGAGAAGACGGGGCAGGGAGAACAGGGAGCUGACCGGAAUGAGCAAAAAGAUGAUCGGGUUGAGCAAAAAAUUGAUCGGGAUGAGCAAAAAGUUGAUCGGGUUGAGCAAAAAGAUGAACGGGUUGAGCAAAAAGUUGAUCAAAACGAUCAAACCGAACAUGUUGAUACUGAGAAGGUUAAAACAGUCGUGGAUGAAGGUGAUGCGAAGUUAAAAGAUGAAGAAACGACUAAAGAGAAUGAGACGAAACCCGAGCCGCAAUUAGAAAAACAGAAUCAAGAUAAACAAGAAGUUGAAGGGAAAACGGAAACGGAAGACAACCAGGACAAGGAUAUCAAUAACGACCCGCCGCUACAACCUGACGUAGAGAAACCCGGGGAGAAGAGACGUAAAAAACAAAUGGUCGGUAUUUUCCCGCUAGCGACUAUGGGCGGGCCGUUAGUAGCGCCAGUGUCCAGUCUACUGAGAGCUGUCCCUCCUCCACCAUUGCCCAGAAUGUUCCGCACUCGCCCGGGCGCCGCUCCUCUGCCCGUAGAUCACCUCAACCCUGAUGUUCCUGAGUUCGUCCCUCAAGCCAGGAGAUACGAGGAACCGAUGGAUUCAACGGAGAAGCAGGAUAAUGGUUCCAGUGCAUCAUCGGAUAGGGGAGAUUCAGAUGUAUGGACGGAGGUGAAGCGUCGCACCAAGGCGGGUUCCCGUGAGCGCGCGCCACGGCCCGAGGCUGCAGACGAAGAACCCAAGGAGGAGCUUCAUUUCCAGCUAGAUGAGGAGCUGGAACUACCUCCACCUAGAAACAACACAUUCACAGACGGCUGGUCUGAUGAGGAGUCAGAUCUCGAGUUAUCCGACCGAGACAUCGGCCGGCUGUUGAUAGUGACGCAGACGGCCGCCCGCGCGCAUAAACACGACGGACACGACCGGCAGGGAGACUGGGCCACACGGACCAAGAUCACGCAGGACCUGGAGCAGGUGAUAACAGACGGACUCCGACGCUAUGAAGAGGAUCUAUGGAACGAAUUCUCAUCGUCACACAGCACGCCUCAGUAUCGCACAGUGUCAGUCAUCAGUAGGGAGCAGUUUGAGGCUGCGGCGCCCGCCCACCAGCAUAGGAACCCAGAGACGCCGCCUCCGCCCCCGCCCAGGCCGACUGUGCCGAAUGAGCAAAAGCCAGAAGGCGGUGGUAAGGCAGCUCGCAGACGAACGGCGCGUUUCUACGCGGCCAGCAAGGAUCCACACGCUACGGACGUUAUAAGCAGUAGGAAGCACAAGACUCGCCAUAGUCUGAACCCGCCUGUCGAGCAUCACGUAGGGUGGAUUAUGGAUGUGCGCGAGCACAGGAGACACCACAGAGAUAGUACAGGUUCAUCCCUGGGUACGUCUCCAACGCUAGGCUCUUCAUGCGGCUCCGUUCCUCAAUCUCUGCCUGCCUUCCACCACCCUAGCCACGGGCUGCUGAGAGAGAACCACUUCACGCAGCAGGCAUACCACAAGUAUCACUCGAGAUGUCUCAAAGAACGCAAGAAGCUGGGUAUAGGCCAAUCGCAGGAGAUGAAUACUCUGUUCAGAUUCUGGUCCUUCUUCCUCAGAGAUCACUUCAACAGGACUAUGUACAACGAGUUUAGGAAUUUAGCAAACGAGGACGCCGCGGCAGGUUUCCGCUACGGUCUUGAAUGUCUGUUCAGAUUCUACUCGUACGGUCUGGAGCGCAAGUUUAGACCCGAGCUUUACCAACACUUCCAAGCGGAGACUUUGGCUGACUAUGAGAAAGGUCAGCUGUACGGCCUGGAGAAGUUCUGGGCGUUCCUGAAAUACUACAAGCAUGCUGCAGCCUUGAAUGUAGAGCCUACACUUAAAGCACACCUUGCUAACUUUAAUACUGUGGAAGACUUCAGAGUACUGGAGCCUCAAUUAAACGAGCUGCUAGCGGCGGGCGCGCCUGGCGCGGGCAGGCCUCACGCGAGAGUGUACGAGAGACACCGCUCGGUGUCCGAGAGCGAGAGGAGCAAGGCGUGCAGGAACGCGUUCAGUCGUCCCGCGGCCUCAACCAAUCGCGGUCGUGCCGGUUCCUGCGGCGCCCAGGGUACAGUCGCCGCUGAGAGGAGGCGUUAG
This is a messenger RNA of Danaus chrysippus (African queen), 3162 nucleotides long. The record is from the annotation of a GenBank genome assembly. Lineage: Eukaryota; Metazoa; Arthropoda; Insecta; Lepidoptera; Nymphalidae.